Messenger RNA from Ochotona curzoniae (black-lipped pika), 3962 nucleotides. RefSeq names its product RAB31, member RAS oncogene family (gene RAB31). The transcript is spliced from 7 exons. Bases 179 to 766 code for a protein of 195 amino acids. NCBI's taxonomy places the organism in Eukaryota, Metazoa, Chordata, Mammalia, Lagomorpha, Ochotonidae. Gene Ontology annotation, molecular function: GTPase activity; GTP binding. The record is from RefSeq and is a predicted model, not a curated record.
GGCCGACGGCCACGUGACCGGCCGCGGCGGGGGUGGGCGGCCCAGAAAUAGCAGCGGCGGCGGUUCCGCCCGCGGGCUGGCGCGAGGGGCUGAACCGCGGGACGCAGGCUGGGCGGGCACGGCGGCCCCGGCCCCCGGACGAUGCUGCUGAGUCCCCGGCCGGCACGGCCCCGAGCACAUGAUGGCGAUACGCGAGCUCAAAGUUUGUCUCCUCGGGGACACCGGGGUUGGGAAAUCGAGCAUCGUGUGCCGGUUUGUGCAGGAUCACUUUGACCACAACAUCAGCCCCACCAUUGGGGCGUCUUUUAUGACCAAAACUGUGCCUUGUGGAAAUGAACUUCACAAAUUCCUCAUCUGGGACACUGCUGGUCAGGAGCGGUUCCAUUCGCUGGCCCCCAUGUACUACCGAGGAUCUGCGGCCGCCGUCAUUGUCUAUGACAUCACCAAGCAGGAUUCCUUCCACACCUUGAAGAAGUGGGUCAAAGAGCUAAAAGAACACGGCCCUGAAAACAUCGUCAUGGCCAUCGCUGGGAACAAAUGUGACCUCUCGGACAUCAGGGAGGUUCCGCUGAAGGAUGCAAAGGAAUACGCUGAAUCCAUAGGCGCGAUCGUGGUGGAAACGAGUGCAAAAAAUGCCAUCAACAUCGAAGAACUCUUUCAAGGGAUCAGCCGCCAGAUCCCACCCCUGGACCCGCACGAGAAUGGAACCAGUGGGGCCAUCAAGCUUGGGAAGCACACGGCGCAGGCUGGCCGCAGGUGCUGCUGACCCAGGGCGCAAUGGUGGAGGAAGCUGGAGCCCACAUCCCAGGCACCGCUGAUGCCCCAGCCCUCAGUCCUAAAGAAGAGUAGACGCCGGCCUUGCUUCCUGGAAGUACUGCAGGGAGCUGGGGCAAGACAUGUGCCUUCAAGAGCAUGUAGAAACCUCCAGGAAAACUCACGACACUGCCACAAAAUGGCCUUCGAGGGAUGGUACUUACAAGAUAAGAAGUAGAGCUGUGGUUUCUGGUAGACACCUGAAAGCACUCUUGGUUUUGCACCCAAGUCUUAAACUGCCUUAAUCGGGGGAGGGUACCCUCAGACGUGUCCUCCCCCUCUGACUCCUGGGUUCCCCGCCAAAUUUCAGUAGCUUCUUCACUGUCAUUGUCUUCCCCGAAGGACACUUCAUUGGGAAGGCUGGUUUGCAGCUGGCUGUGGAACAAGUGUUUAUUGAUUACGUUGCUGAUGGAAAUUGGGGCAGCACCGCACCAUCUCUCAAGCUGAGCUCCUGCACAGUGUACAUUGGAAAAUGCCGGCAUCUCUUUUCGCUGGGGACCAUUCUUCGGCAUGUCGAUCACAUAUGAACAGGCAGACCAAAGCUGCCCGCCUUAUUGCAAAUUAUCUCGGGGAUGGGUUGGAAGGUCAAGUGGUAACCAUGCCCACGGUGAUGGGUGAUGGGUGGAGGGUGUAAGCAUCAUUUAGAGGAUCACCUGGUACAUGUCACCACCUUGUCAUAAAUCCUCAGUAUAGUGCAGAGUAUCCUUGUAACAGAGAUGUCAUGAUGUUCUAAGGGUUCAAAUUAAAUGGUGGACACUUGAGUGUAAAUUGCAAAGCGGAUUUCCAACAAUGAUGGUUGAUCACAGCAGAGCCAGCCAGAUGAGGUACAAGUGUCUCAACAUUCUAGACUCUACAGUUGGGCUGAGGGAGACCACUUGGAAUGUUAGGCUUGGGGAGGUCCAGUGCUGGGCUGCAGGUGAGCCGAGACUAGGCCUUGAACAGCACCAUCCUUUGCAGAGUUAAUGAGAGACUGAAUCGAAGAAGCAAGGAGACCAAAACCAGGAAAGCAAGGAAAGCUAAUUCCACAGAAGAGUCAAACCCCAGUGCCCUCUACAACUUUCCUACAAACUUGGGACCAAGAGAAGCAAGGCUUGUGUGAAGGGGUGGUUGUUGAAGGGUGAAGGGUUCAACUAGUGUCUUGUAGGGCCAAGAGCACUGCCUGAGCACAGGUUCAAAAGGGGCCAGCAGCACUUGAUGCGAGGUGGGGAGAGGAGAGUCGGAUGGUGCCACUUUAUCAAUAAUUCACAGUGCAGCAGUCAGGAAAGGGACCAGGUGCAUGUUUUAAAGACCUUGAACUUUGAGUUAUUCGGACUGAGCCAGAACUGUGGAGUCCUGCUGUGCGCACCAAACCCUUGGCAGGCAGGAGUUACUGAGUCAUGUUACCAACAGAGGAUGGUACUGGGAGAGAUCAGGGCCAAGUGUACACUUUGUUUUUUGCUGACCAUCAUCAAGCAAAGAGGGCCAGGUUCAAAUCACAGAUUUGUGUGUUUUGACCUGAUACCGUGUUGUUGGUUGAAUGUUCUUGCUGGCUUCCCCCGACUCCUGAGGCUUGGUUGACAAUCUCAGCAGGUAAAGGCUAGCAGGUCCUUUAUUUUUGGUCCAAGAGUACCACUGGGCUCCCAGUCAGUCACCUCCAGAACUGUUAGCAUGUGGGUUUUUUUUUUUUUCCGUACACUGCCAACAUGACUACACUGCCAACAUGACUGGCUGGCACAGUUCUGCUUGCAGGUCAACAAAUAACCAUACCUCUUGCCCAAGGCAAAACCAACCAACCAACCAAUCCUGUUUAGAGUUGAAAAUUGGAAUGACUGCUUUGCAGGUGACAUGUCAGCUUGUUUUUCUGGAAACCAGUGUGUCUCUGGGCACGUGCUCAGGUGUCCUGACCAAGGUGGCAAGCACACAGCAGAAAGUGUACAGCAGUUGUGUUUUAUGUAACAACCCCAGUAUUAUCUCCAUGUGACAAGCUACCCGCCAGGGAGCCCAUGCUUUGUUUGGGAAGUACAUGAGGGAGUGAAACUACUCCUUUUGCCUGUGACGGUUGCCGUCACUAUCAAAGCCAGUAAGAGAACCCCAAAAACAAUAAGUGUCCUUGCCACUUGGAGCGGUCAGCCCAAGGGUGGAGUGUUCUCCACACACAGAUGUUCCCAGACACAGUGAGUCUUCUCUGAAGAUGGAUGCUUGGCCCUUGUCCACAGUGAGGCUUCAUACCUUCCUUUGAUUUGACUUGGGUGGCUUGUUGCCUGGCCUAGUAGUUGAGCCAUAGCCAUGUAAUAUUACAAGAAGGCCUGGAAAUCACCAUUGUUCCAGAAUGUCACAUGCUUGUCUAUGAUCCUGCAGUCUUGACAUCAUUUUCCAAAAUGCGCUCCUGUUUUGGUUUACUGUUUCUUCAUGUGUGUUAUGGAUGUGCAUAUAUGUAAAUACGGUUUUGUAUCGAUGAUGCCGACCCAUUGUGCAUUUCACACUGGUUCCUGGCAAUGUGUUCUGUGAGGCAGGCAUGGGUCCUCAGCGGGAGGGCUUCCCAUCCCUGAGAUGGCAGUGGAGUCAUGCAGUCGAACCUUUGACAUAGGUACUUGACUGAUUGGUCAUUUGCCAGUGAAAAAUGGUGCAUUAGGGUGCUGGUGAUGACGUCACCUUACAGACCAAGAGGUUGAAGACCUGAAACUAACUUUUAGCUAAUGCAAAAGGGCUGUGCCCCGCUAUGAGAACCGAGGGAGGUUCAGGAGACCAAACUUCUUUCCCUUGGGACAAGGACCAUGGCGUGUGAUGGCUGAACCUGAGCUCCGGUAUGUGGGCCAUGCUCGUGGCGGGUGGCAGGAUGAGCCAGCUUGCAAGUUCAAGGGCCCUGAGCUGUCCUCACACCUCGGCAGUGUCUGGUUGGCUCCUGAAGCGUCAUUGUUGAAGCCGUCCGUGCGAGCCAGCCUCGGUGCCCUGUCAUGCAGUCUGCUCCCUUUUCAUGUAUUUUUGCAAAAGACUGCCUGCCACCUGGGCUGGACCCAGGUUUUGCAUCUAGAAGAUACCACCGCAGACAGCUAGGCCUUUGCUCAUUGUAUUCGAACCUGCAGUAAAGCCUUUCUCUCAGCUACACCUAAUCGUAUCUGUUAUUUUUGGUUUAACACACUGAUUCAUACUAAUAAAUAUUUAAAGUUUUA